Molecule: messenger RNA, 487 nt
Organism: Trametes versicolor FP-101664 SS1
Lineage: Eukaryota; Fungi; Basidiomycota; Agaricomycetes; Polyporales; Polyporaceae
Exons: 1
Coding region: 79-261 (60 amino acids)
Source: RefSeq, a predicted model, not a curated record
AGUCUGUGAGAACGCUUCGCGGACGAAGAAACGGGCCACGAAGAAGCACCGCCUGCGCGUCCGCGGCGGCGUUAAUGAAUGUGCGAAGAGCGCGAGGUCGCACUCCAUGGGAAGGGAGCCUUCCCACGGGAACGCAGGUUGCAACUAUAUUCCGCAUUUGAGAGGCGAGACGCACCCGCAUGCUGUCCGGCGCAUCACGACCUGUUGCCCGACGCUGCGCGCUCGUCAGGGGGAAGCACUCACGCGUCUUCUACUCGCUGACGCGCUGGCGUAGUCUGGGAAUUGCCUUGCCUUCGGAUAAUUUGCCUGAUCACUUAGGGCUUCGGGGGCAGUGAACGAGGCUCCGACGAGUUGCUUUGGCACAUGGACAGGAAUAGGAGAGUAAGAUCAUCUACACAACCCCUCCUCGUAGGAUCUUCGUCUGCUCGGACCCGAGGAAGAAAGGGUCAAUGCAGGUACAAGACGUUGAGGCUAGGAGACAGCGUUU